CGAUCCCUCGGCCCUCCAUGGUCUCCUCAUUUUCCUGGACCGCGCUGAUCGGCUUGCACGAACGCAUCGCAUCGUAGUGUCGCGACACGACUUCCCCGAACUCUCGACGUCAUGCUGAGACCUCUACUGCUCCUGUGCUGGGCCGCGACGAUCGUGUCAGCUGGCGACCCAAAGAAUGUCACUAUCAAUGACACAAGUGUUCCUACCAACCCUGCCGGCAACAAUGCAGCUGCAACUCCUCAGUCAAGCUCUCAGCCUAUUCUGCCUGAAUCGAGUGUAGAAACAAAACCGAAUCUGGUAGCUUCGAAUAAAGAUGAGCAUGUGACAAAUGGUUCUUCCGAACCACCAAAAGUGAACGUUCCACCAGUACCGUUUUCAUCCACAAACCCACCGACUGCACCUACAACCAAGUCAACUACAACUUCAACUCCAACUACAACUGCAAAGCCUAUGCCUACCACGACCGCUGCUCCCACAACACCAGCGCCGACGACCCCGCUUCCUCCACCAAGCACCGGGAAAUGGAAAGUUGAAGAGAACAACACGUUGUGCGUUCUCGUUCAAAUGGCUGUGCAAUUCAAUGUUUCUUAUACCAAUGCUAAUAACGUGACAAUUCACAAGGCGAUGGACAUACCCAGCAACAGUACUGGAACAGGAAAGUGUGGUAAAACUGAGCAGAACCUGACUUUGUCGUGGGACUCUCAGAAUAAGACCACCCAUAAUAAUUUCACGAUUCAUUUCGUAAAGAAUGAGACGGGAAAAUAUUACUCUCUUCAUCAUUUUGAGAUCUCUUUGGCGCCCGAAGAAUUCCCGAAUGACAAAUCAAAUAAGACGGUGACUGUAGUACAUGUGGCGCCGCAAUUCAAAACUGGAUUAAGCAACUCGUAUAGAUGUAUCAAGGAACAGCAGAUGGACUUAACUCGGGAGGGUAAUAACGUAACUGUAGGGCUUCUGAAAGUAACCAAAUUACAGUUCCAAGCUUUCCGAGGUGAUAAUACUACUAUUUUUGGCCUAGCCAAGGACUGCUCGUACGACACGCCCGACAUCGUUCCCAUAACUGUGGGCUGUGCAUUGGCGGGCUUGGUGGUAAUCGUAUUGAUCGCAUACCUCGUCGGCCGCAGACGAAGUCAGGCCCGCGGUUAUCUUAGCAUGUAAGCCGAGUUUCCGUGAGGUUUCCUUCCUCUUUUUCCCCCUUUUUUUAAUCGUUAAACUGAUAUUUUUUUAUGCGAUUCUCCGUCUAAACGGAAUCGAUUGUCUUAUCGAGAAUCUAUGUAGUUGUACUUUGUGUUCUAUAGCCACGAGGGCUGUGACACACGUUAAGAAAAAAAAAUAUAUAUAUAGCUUAUACGUUUGUAAAGUUAUCGCGUCCGCGUGCGGCAAUAUAAAAAAGAAAAAAGAUACGUAUCGCAAGGCGGUUCAAAACGAUACAGGGUGGAUGAUAAUUUCGAAGCAACGUGCUCCGUUCUACAAGGGCAAAUACUCUCUAAUAAGUAUGAAUUGACAGUUAAAUCGCGAGAUCUGGAUCUACGCUGCUUCGCUCUUAACUAGCAGCGAAGAUCAUUUGAUUUUUCAUGAACAUUGUAAUAUGAAAAUAAGGAAAAUUUCUGAUCGAUAUGUAUAGUGUUAAAACCAUAAUACCCGUGUACCGAAUUCGCAGCUUCUUGGACGGGAUACGUUAUAACGCAAAGUUUUCCUUAUCUAUUCUCUUCUUUUUUUUUUUUUAAGGAAUAAUUUCCUGACUUCAAUUACCGCGAUACGAUAUACCUUUAUCACACUUAAUACGUAUAUCGAUAUGUGUUUCCGUUACAUUCGUACUCGAAUUCUUUUUAUUAAACUGUACUGUGAAGUAAUAGCAGUUGUUUAUAUAGCCCUAGGUGUGCGUGCGUGAGUGUAUCAGAAUAGUAUGAAGAAGCACGCGCUUCACCCGUUAAUGUUAAAGUUGUACUUCACUUGGAAUAAGCGCAAGCCAAACGCUUAAAUUAGACACUACAUAUAGUGCAAUCUUUUAGGUGUAAAAAAAUUAUUAGCUUACGUCAAACGAAAUAAUAAAUAAAAUAAAACGUAACAUCAAAACGUGUAACUCAACUAAUAUAAUGUGCAAAAUUUUGGAAACACUUUGUUCCCUUGAUAAGUACGUUUGGAUAUGUCCGAUUUAACGUAAACGAUAAUCCUUGGAAAAGAAAAGAGAAUAAGUGCUACUGCUUGUAGAAGCCAGCACUAAUAAUUUUUAAUGCAGGAAAUAUUUUCGCAGUUUUUACGCCGUCGUUGCUUUGUUCGAAGGCGUUUCGACCGGUUUUUAUCUAAUGUAAGAUGAUAUGCGAGGGUAAUGAAAUCUGGUGUUUGUAUUUAAAAAAGUAAACGGGAUUUCAGAAUUUAACAGGAGUUUCGCGUGUGCACCGUGCUGCUUCAUAAGUACUAUAUUAUGACAAGACUGAACGACGAGUAGUGAGAUGAAAGUGGAGGGCAAAAAGUAAAGUAAAAACAAAUUAAAGUAAACUGAAUAAAGCGCUGUACAUAAAACAAAGUAGUAAAUACUACUUUUGGAUUACGAGCAUGUAUUGCAAUUAGGCGAGACCUACAUUAUCAACAAUAAAAUGGAAUAUUUCAAGGAUA
Messenger RNA from Temnothorax curvispinosus, 2613 nucleotides. It is a transcript of the gene Lamp1, whose product is annotated as lysosome-associated membrane glycoprotein 1-like. The transcript is spliced from 5 exons. NCBI's taxonomy places the organism in Eukaryota, Metazoa, Arthropoda, Insecta, Hymenoptera, Formicidae. The record is from RefSeq and is a predicted model, not a curated record. The coding region runs from base 112 to 1155 and encodes 347 amino acids. Gene Ontology annotation, cellular component: membrane.